CGAGUUCUUUGUCGGUAGACUGACUUACGUCAUUCGAACAAAAAUCAUGAACGCCAGAAGAACAAUGCAAGAGAAGCAGGAGAAAAAGGAAGAAAUCACAAAACGCCUUGACAAACUUCAGCGAACCUCUGACGACGUCCUCCUAAAAAUGACAAAUACUCUUGACGACAGAAUUGAAAAGAUCGUGGACGGCUUGCACCAGUUUCUUUCCAGUCCUUCCACAAUGGAGCGACUGAAUGAGUGGAACACGGCGGAACUUCCGGAUGGUGACGACAUGGACGACAUUGAGAACCGCGCGCGCACCAUGAUUCAAAAAGUGAUCACAGACGAGGUAAGAGACUGGGAGAGCGCCAACCACAACUUCAGCAAAGCUCGCCAAGAACUCUAUGAAUAUUUCAAGAGAGAGUUCAACUUUCUGGACGAGGAACUGCGCCGCGUCGAAGGGAGCCUGCAAGACGACGGGUUUUCGGGGGACGGGGCGCAAAAUGCUCUGCCGCAAAUGACAGACGAGCCGCUAUUUAAUUCGACUGAAAAGUUAGUCCUCGGACUUACAGCCCCCCUUUGGGUGCCUCUCGCUCUUGUGGCCACCAUCAUAGCAUUACCUAUUAUAGGGGGCAUAGCCAUCCGCGAGAAGGUGAAACAGGACAAACAACUCCGCGAAUAUAAGCAAAAUAAACUUGGAACAAUGAAAAAAUGGUUCAGAGAAACCAUUGAAGAUUUAGACUCUGAGGCCCUGAAGGAGAGGGUCGUCGAAAUCCAGCUGGCCAGCCUGCGUGAGAUCAUCGAACACAUUCGAAAAUUGAUCCCUCGCCUGAUCGACGCUGAUCGAAAACUGAUCGAGGACGUUGUGCACGAUGAGCGAAGUGAAGGAGAACUAGUCCGAAUUUUCAGCCCUCUGUAUAAACAGUGUGAAAGGCUGCACGGUCGCAUUCAACUGUUCCACGCUCGCUAUAUGAGGCAUUUUACAAUCCAUAAAUCUGACAUUAUCGAAAAGAAAUGGAUUGCCAGUGGAAGUUUUGCCGAGGUAUACGACGCCAGCGUCCGUAUUAAUGGGGAAGUCCAGCGGGUGGCUCUGAAACAAAUGAAGGAAGCCCUGAAGUACCACAAUGCCGGUGACUACUUUAUGGAAGAGGACACUUUAAUUCGACUUCAGGGCAGCCCAAAUAUCGUGGGCUACAUUGGUACUAUAUAUCAGACGGAACCAGACGAGCGACUGAUUAUGAUAACAGAGCUGUGCGCCAAGACCCUGAAAGUGGCCAUCUUUAAAGAUCCGAAUAAGCAGCCGGCAAGAUGGUCUGGUGAGGCGCAGAGAAAGGCUUUUGCCUAUGUUUCAAACAUGGCGGCACAGCUGGCGGUGGCGAUCGACUACAUCCACAAGAAGGGCUUCAUUCACAGAGAUUUAAAGAUGGAUAAUAUUCUGUUAACAGAUAACGACGAAGACGUGACAAAACAAGACACCUUGAAACUCAGCGAUGUCGGGCUAACCAAGGCUGAGUCCCAGAUAACGGGAACACUGUGCGGGACAAUUGCCUAUUCCGCUCCUGAAGUCCUUGCUGGCAUGGCCUACAACAAACAGGCAGAUUUGUACAGCUUCGGUCUUAUUCUCUGGGAGAUGUGGUACGGAGUUAAAGUCUUCCCCGAUCUUCAUGCCAAUCACUUUGAAUUCAUGCAGUACGUCCUGGACGGCAUGCGCCCCGAAUUCACGAUGCGAAACCGAAGUCCACCGCCGAAAGAGUGGAAGGAAAUCAUGGAGCGAUGUUGGGAGUCCCAACCAGAGAAAAGACCGUCAGCUAGUGAAUGCUAUACUAGGUUAUCACUCACGGCUUCUGAUUCCUUUAUUCGCACUGCUUUUGGUUCAUGAAUGAAAAUGUUAGAAAGAAAAAAAUCAAAUGGUAUGCCUGAUUUACCAUUGCUAAGGUGCUAAAUUUCCACUUUGCUGAAGAAAAGAAAAAAAUGAGCCGAGAAAAUUAAUUGUUUUAGGUACCAUGAACAAUACAUUUUCAGCUUGAGUUAGAUUCACAGAUUUUUUUCUGUCAAUGAUAUUAUCCUAACACCAGCUAAAAAGCAAAAUGUUGGGCCGAAGUGCAAAUUAUCCCGUGAGUGCCAUCGACAGGGAAUAUAUUUUUUUCUAUUUUGUAUGACAGGACAUUUUCGAAAAAUAUUGAUCUUUUUAAGAACGUAAUAGGGAAUAAGAAUAAAGGAUUUUUUCUGCAAUCAACAGCUUAAUAUAAAAAAAUUAUUCACCUCCAAUAUUUUAAUGUCUAUCAGAGUAUAUUCAUCACGGAAUGAGUCUAUCCAGGUGAAAAGCCUGUAUUCAGGAAAUAAACUUGCCCCCCCCCCCCCCACACACACACACAUACACAUUGCCUUAGGAAAGGCAGGUAUAGG
Messenger RNA from Lingula anatina, 2388 nucleotides. RefSeq lists its product as uncharacterized. NCBI's taxonomy places the organism in Eukaryota, Metazoa, Brachiopoda, Lingulata, Lingulida, Lingulidae. Gene Ontology annotation, biological process: protein phosphorylation. The record is from RefSeq and is a predicted model, not a curated record. Gene Ontology annotation, molecular function: protein kinase activity; ATP binding.